This is a messenger RNA of Gilbertella persicaria, 765 nucleotides long. RefSeq lists its product as uncharacterized. The annotation marks the transcript as partial. The transcript has 6 exons. The record is from RefSeq and is a predicted model, not a curated record. NCBI's taxonomy places the organism in Eukaryota, Fungi, Mucoromycota, Mucoromycetes, Mucorales, Choanephoraceae.
CCAGAUAGUGGAGAAUUGGUGUCCAAAACACUAUCUUUAUUUUCCAUCACAAUCAUGUCAAUUUUAUUUGGUGUAAAGACAUAUAAUGUUCAGUUCAAAUACUUGUCUUGUUCUCGAUGGCUUGUUUUAGCUCUUUAUGUUCUAUCAUGGGCAUUCACCAUGUCCGGCACUUUAUUCGUAUUUACAAAUAAUGGCAAGUUGUAUAUCACUAAAGUAUGCGUAGGAAACUAUACUUCAUGCUUAUUAGCUGAAUUGACUUGUGACAUUUUUUAUUCAGGGACAAAAAUCAUGAUUUAUUCUUGGCUCAUUGAAAAAGUAUGGGUUGUCUCGGCAACAAGAGAAACAAGAUGGAAGACAAAAUCGUAUCGAUUUCAUGCCUUUCUUAUGACACCUUAUGUAGCUAUUUUCGCGUUGAUGAUUAUUUUCCAUAUCGCAGAACUAGAAGCAGAUGGGACAUGCAUUAUUGGCUUGAGACCUGUUGCUAGUAUUCCCUUAUUAGUAUACGAUUUUGUCUUCAAUCUUUACAUGACAAUCUUGUUUGUUAUGCCUUUAAUGCAGCUAGGAAAAAGUGUGAGAACAGACUGGAAAACGUCUCGUCUUCAGAAUGUAGCUAGACGUACACUAAUUGCUUCCAUUGUGUCACUCUUAGUCUCUUUUGCUAAUGUGUUAGCACUCGCUGUCCUCAAUGGAAGAGAGCGAGGUGUUUUGUGCCUUACGUGCUGUACUGUAGAUGUGACAAUUAAUGUAAUCACUAUUCAUUGGGUA